Molecule: messenger RNA, 501 nt
Organism: Fonsecaea multimorphosa CBS 102226
Lineage: Eukaryota; Fungi; Ascomycota; Eurotiomycetes; Chaetothyriales; Herpotrichiellaceae
Product: E3 ubiquitin ligase complex SCF subunit sconC
Exons: 2
Coding region: 1-501 (166 amino acids)
Biological process (GO): mitotic cell cycle; SCF-dependent proteasomal ubiquitin-dependent protein catabolic process
Cellular component (GO): nucleus; cytoplasm
Molecular function (GO): cullin family protein binding
Source: RefSeq, a predicted model, not a curated record
AUGUCGUCCGACAACUCCAAAAAGUUGGUCCUACAGAGUUCCGACGGCGAGGACAUCGUAGUCGACCGCGAUGUUGCUGAGAGAUCAAUUCUCAUCAAGAACAUGGUCGGCGAUCUUGGUGAAGAUGCCAUGGAGGAGGCCAUUCCCAUCCCCAACGUCAACGCCGCUGUCCUCAAAAAGGUGAUCGAGUGGUGCACACAUCACAAGCAUGAUCCUCCUGCCACGAACGAAGACGACUCGGACUCACGUAAGAAGACGACCGAUAUCGAUGAGUGGGAUCAAAAGUUCAUGCAGGUCGACCAAGAAAUGCUAUUUGAGAUCAUCCUCGCCGCCAACUAUCUUGACAUCAAGGCUCUACUUGAUGUCGGUUGCAAGACUGUUGCCAAUAUGAUCAAGGGAAAGUCGCCAGAAGAGAUCCGCAAGACGUUCAAUAUCCAAAAUGACUUUACGCCUGAGGAAGAAGAUCAGAUCCGCCGGGAAAAUGAGUGGGCUGAAGAGUGA